Molecule: messenger RNA, 1215 nt
Organism: Emys orbicularis (European pond turtle)
Lineage: Eukaryota; Metazoa; Chordata; Testudines; Emydidae
Gene: NUDT13
Product: nudix hydrolase 13
Exons: 8
Coding region: 1-1215 (404 amino acids)
Molecular function (GO): hydrolase activity; metal ion binding
Source: RefSeq, a predicted model, not a curated record
AUGAAGCCCAAGGCCAAACUGAACAAUAUUUUAGGAAGUGUGCCCUCAGCAUCCUAUGGAUUCUGUAGAAGAGAGAUAUAUUUCUUUUUUACAUUGGAACAUUGUCCAUUUUUAAACCCAUUCGUAGAGAUUCAUUACACUGCAUGCUAUGCUUUUGUUUUGGUCAGAGGCAGCUUCUCUCAGGUUCUGGUGAGAGCUAUGAUUUAUCAAGGUGUAUACAGAACUCCCUCUCUGUGGUGCAGGUUACACUCUACCUAUGUUAGAAAAAUGCGAUACUUGUUUGAGCUAAAGGAAGAUGAUGGCAUCUGUAGGCAAGCCCAGAACUCAGGAACAUUCUACCUCUUUCACAAUCUCUCUCCAUUCCUUAAGAAAGUUGGGAGCAAGUACUUGGCACCACAGAUAAGUGUAGCAGAAAUGAAAAGCAUGCUGGGGAAGUUCAAACAGAAUGAACAGAUGAUAGAGGACUCGGUGCUGAUUGGCUGUUCAGAUGAAUGCAUGGCAUACUUUGCCCUGGAUCUAGGAUCCUUGGAGAAAUCUGUCAUUGAAUCUGAAUUGAGGGGGUCAUUUACUGAAUUACGGAAGGCUUUCUUUCAACUAGAUGGGAAAGAUGCACCCUUGUUGUCCUCGGCUCAGGCCCUUCUUCGUUGGCAUGAUACCCAUCAGUACUGUAGCAAAACUGGGCAGCCUACCCAGAAGAACCUAGCUGGCAGCAAGCGUGUUUGCCAUACCAAUGGAAUAAUUUAUUACCCACAGAUGUCCCCAGUGGUUAUCACUUUGGUGUCUGAUGGGAGCCGGUGCCUUCUUGCCCGACAGGCGUCAUUCCCAAAGGGGAUGUACAGUGCUCUAGCAGGCUUCUGUGAUGUGGGUGAGACUCUGGAGGAGACAGUCCGACGGGAGGUGGCAGAAGAGGUGGGAUUGGAGGUGGAGUCUCUGUGGUAUUCUGCGUCUCAGCACUGGCCCUUUCCCAACAGCUCCCUAAUGAUAGCUUGUCAUGCCAUGGUGCAGCCACAACAGACCAAGAUCAGUGUGAACAAACUGGAGUUGGAAGCAGCUGGCUGGUUCAGCCUGGAGGAGAUAAUGGAAGCACUUGGACGGGAGCCUAAGCCUUUGAAACAAGAGGAUGGCAGCUUUUCACUUUGGCUGCCACCCAAGUGGGCUAUAGCCCACCAACUGAUUCAGGAGUGGGUUAAGCUGCAGGCUUCCUCGCCUGCUUAG